ACUACUCAAGCCACCAAGGCCAAACAUGUAUAAAACAGCUGCAGAGUUAUGGAGGAUUGAGUUAUAGCCUAUGUUUGAUAUCAAUAUGUCUAAUAGCAAUUCUAGGGUAUUGGAGUCACCAGAAACUGAGCGUGGAGAUGACUCCAAUUUCGAGCUCCCAGAGGACUACUUGAUGUCGGAUGGCUGGUUGGAGGAUUAUCAGCCAGCUGUUAUUAAUUCCGGGCUCACCGGGAAUCCUGUUAAUCAAGAAAAUACAGUUAAUGAGACUGGUGGGAUUAGCAGCCUCCACGAAGGACCAAAUAACAGAGAAAGUGAAGGUAGAAGGGUGGAGGGGGAAGUAAGAGAAAGAUUUGCAUUUAGAACACGGUCAGAGGUUGACGUACUGGAGGAUGGGUACAAGUGGAGGAAAUAUGGAAAGAAGAAGGUGAAGAACAGUCCAAAUCCAAGGAAUUACUAUAGAUGUCAUGUGGAGGGGUGUCCUGUGAAGAAAAGGGUUGAAAGAGAUAAAGAGGAUCAAAGUUAUGUGAUUACAACUUAUGAAGGGGUCCACAACCACCAGGGCUCUUCUUAGUGUUUGAUGUUUUCUCAGGUUUCAGUUCUCUGACUAUAGUUAGUAACUUAGUGUAGUUUCCUGCAAAACUUUUGCAGCAUCAGGAAGUAUCAGGGACAUGAUCCGGAGUUUGUAAUAUGAUGUUCCGGAGUUUGUAAUAUGAUGUUCUUUUUCUGUUUAUGGUGAAGAAAUCUAAAGAUUCAUAGAAAAAUACAAUGAAAAGUUUUGCGGGACAAGAAUACAGAGUUCUGCUAUUGGCUGGUUGACUGCGUUCUGCUAUUGGCUGGUUGACUGCGUUCUGCGAUGACUAACAGUCA
Messenger RNA from Rubroshorea leprosula, 867 nucleotides. The record is from the annotation of a GenBank genome assembly. Lineage: Eukaryota; Viridiplantae; Streptophyta; Magnoliopsida; Malvales; Dipterocarpaceae.